Phodopus roborovskii (desert hamster) is the source of this 6383-nucleotide messenger RNA. It is a transcript of the gene Mef2c, whose product is annotated as myocyte enhancer factor 2C. The record is from RefSeq and is a predicted model, not a curated record. Bases 490 to 1887 code for a protein of 465 amino acids. Gene Ontology annotation, molecular function: RNA polymerase II cis-regulatory region sequence-specific DNA binding; histone deacetylase binding; DNA-binding transcription factor activity, RNA polymerase II-specific. Lineage: Eukaryota; Metazoa; Chordata; Mammalia; Rodentia; Cricetidae. The transcript is spliced from 12 exons. Gene Ontology annotation, biological process: positive regulation of transcription by RNA polymerase II; cell differentiation; heart development.
UCACCGCUUGACGACCAAGGGGGCAAAGCCUCGGUCUUCAUAGAAAAGGAGAGGAGGCAAACACAGCCCAAACUGGGGGGUUUCUCUUCAAAGCCAGCUGGUCUGGCUUUAUUCUACGGGAAUUAUUUACCUGUCAGAGUUGGGACAACAAAACCCUCAGCAGGUGCUGACGGGCAAAACUUCCUGGGGAAGCAGAACGGCACUGGUGCCAACAAAAAGAGCUGGAAACUGUGAAGUAACCUCUGAAGAGAUGAAGUGAAGCAUGGAAGGCAAAUGGCUGUGGCAGUAAAGAAGUGUAGGUGAAAGGAAAAUAUACCAAGGACUAAUCUGGUCGAGUCUUCCUUCAUCAGGAACGAAUGCGAGGAUUUGGGAACUGAGCUGUGCACGUGCUGAAGAAGGAGACUUGUUUGAAGGAAACAGGAAAGAGGAAGAAAAGGAAGGAAAAAAUACAUAAUUUCAGGGACGAGAGAGAGAAGAAACACGGGGACUAUGGGGAGAAAAAAGAUUCAGAUCACAAGGAUCAUGGAUGAGCGGAACAGGCAGGUGACGUUUACAAAGAGGAAAUUUGGAUUGAUGAAGAAGGCUUACGAGCUGAGUGUACUGUGUGACUGUGAGAUUGCACUCAUCAUCUUCAACAGCACCAACAAGCUGUUCCAGUACGCCAGCACCGACAUGGACAAGGUCCUGCUCAAAUACACAGAGUACAACGAGCCGCACGAGAGCCGGACGAACUCUGACAUCGUGGAGACAUUGAGAAAGAAGGGCCUUAAUGGCUGUGACAGCCCAGAUCCCGAUGCGGACGAUUCAGUAGGUCACAGCCCUGAGUCUGAGGACAAGUACAGGAAAAUUAACGAAGAUAUUGAUCUAAUGAUCAGCAGGCAAAGAUUGUGUGCUGUUCCACCUCCCAACUUUGAGAUGCCAGUUUCCAUCCCAGUGUCCAGCCAUAACAGUUUGGUAUACAGCAACCCUGUCAGCUCACUGGGAAACCCGAACCUUCUGCCACUGGCUCACCCUUCUCUGCAGAGAAAUAGUAUGUCUCCUGGUGUAACACAUAGACCUCCGAGUGCAGGUAACACAGGUGGUCUGAUGGGUGGAGACCUCACAUCCGGUGCAGGCACCAGUGCAGGGAAUGGAUAUGGUAACCCCCGAAACUCACCAGGUCUGCUGGUCUCACCUGGUAACUUGAACAAGAAUAUACAAGCCAAAUCUCCUCCCCCUAUGAAUCUAGGGAUGAAUAACCGUAAACCAGAUCUCCGAGUUCUUAUUCCACCGGGCAGCAAGAACACGAUGCCAUCAGUGAAUCAAAGGAUAAAUAACUCCCAGUCGGCUCAGUCAUUGGCUACCCCAGUGGUUUCCGUAGCAACUCCUACUUUACCAGGACAAGGAAUGGGAGGGUAUCCGUCAGCCAUUUCAACAACAUAUGGUACUGAGUACUCCCUGAGCAGCGCAGACCUGUCAUCUCUAUCUGGGUUCAACACUGCCAGUGCUCUUCACCUUGGCUCUGUAACUGGCUGGCAACAGCAGCACCUACACAACAUGCCGCCAUCUGCCCUCAGUCAGUUGGGAGCUUGCACUAGCACUCAUUUAUCUCAGAGUUCAAAUCUCUCCCUGCCUUCUACUCAAAGCCUCAACAUCAAGUCAGAACCUGUUUCUCCUCCUAGAGACCGUACCACCACUCCUUCGAGAUACCCACAACACACGCGCCACGAGGCGGGGAGGUCUCCUGUUGAUAGCUUGAGCAGCUGUAGCAGUUCCUACGAUGGGAGCGACCGGGAGGAUCACCGGAACGAAUUCCACUCCCCCAUUGGACUCACCAGACCUUCGCCAGACGAAAGGGAAAGUCCCUCAGUCAAGCGCAUGCGACUCUCUGAAGGAUGGGCAACAUGAUCACAUUAUUACUUAAUAGUUUUUUUUUUUUUCUUGCAGUGUGUGUGUGUGCUAUACCUUAAUGGGGAAGGGGGGUCGAUAUGCAUUAUAUGUGCCGUGUGUGGAAAAAAAAAAACCGUCAGGUACUCUGUUUUGUAAAAGUACUUUUAAAUUGCCUCAGUGAUACAGUAUAAAGAUAAACAGAAAUGCUGAGAUAAGCUUAGCACUUGAGUUGUACAACAGAACACUUGUACAAAAUAGAUUUUAAGGCUAACUUCUCUUCACUGUUGUGCUCCUUUGCAAAAUGUAUGUUACAAUAGAUAGUGUCAUGUUGCAGGUUCAACGUUAUUUACAUGUAAAUAGACAAAAGGAAACAUUUGCCAAAAGCGGCAGAUCUUUACUGAAAGAGAGCAGCUGUUAUGCAACAUAUAGAAAAAUGUAUAGAAGUUUGGACAGACCCGGCAAGGGGUGGCCAUUGGUAAAUGUUAGGAACAUGCCCGGUCACCUAACAUCCCGAGGAAGCUCACAAACCUGCAGGCAUAUCAUUGGUGUAUGGCACUCAUUCAAAAGGAUCAGAAACCAUUCAAAGAGGACCAUACCUACUUUAAAAGAAAAGAAAAGAAAAAAAGCAAAAACAAAAAAAAAAAAAAAAAAAAAACAGUGUGGCGUUUGAGAGCUAACGUAUUUAAUUAAAUAAAUCUGGGUCUGCAUCUCUUAUUAAAUAAAAAAAUAUAAAAAUAUGUACAUUACAUUUUGCUUAUUUUCAUAUAAAAGGUAAGAAAGAGUUUGCAAAGCAUUUGUGGCUUUUUGUAGUUUACUUAAGCCAAAAUGUGUUUUUUCCCCUCAAUAGCUUCGCUAAUAUUUUAAACAGUCCUGUAAAAACCCACAGAGGACUUUUUGUAUAGAAAGCACUACCCUAAGCCAUGAGGAACUCCAUGCUUUGCUAACCAACAUAACUGUUUUCUCUUUGUAGAAGUUUUGUUUUUGAAAUGUGUAUUUCUAAUUAUAUAAAAUAUUAAGAAUCUUUUAAAAAUCUGUGAAAUUAACAUGCUUGUGUAUAGCUUUCUAAUAUAUAUAAUAUUAUGGUAAUGGCAGAAGUUUUGUUUUCUUAAUAGCGGGAGGGGGGUAUAUUUGUGCAGUUGCACACUUGAGUAACUAUUUUCUUUCUGAUUUCUUUUACUCUGCACACAUUUUAUAAGUUCAAGGUCAGCUGUCAAAAGGAUAACCUGUGGGGUUAGAGCAUAUUAUAUUGCAACAUCCUAAAUUGUUUUUAGAACAUCAGCAAAUUAUUGGGUCAACUGACAUCCAUUGUAUAUACUAAUUGGUUUCUUUCAAACUAUUUUUCUGUUGUUUUUUUUGUUUGUUUGUUUUUUUGGUGCUUUUUUGUUUGUUUGUUUGUUUUUUGGGAUUUUUUUUUUUUUGGUUUUUUGUUUUUUGUUUUUUUUUUUUUUUUUUUUUUUUUUUUUUGCAUUUUAUCAAAAGCAGGGCCCCUUUCAGAUAUCUCCAUUUCACCACGCAUCUUGGAAUUCAGUAAGUUCAUAUCCUAACUUGCCCAUAUUCUAAAUUUACAUGGUUCAUGUUCAGCCUUGAAUUUGAUAUUUCUUAGAAAUAUGCCCAGAGUAAGUUGGGUCACAUGUCCUGCAAGUUGGGCCCUAGGAACAAGAGAUGUGAGUUUACUUGGUGGAUAAGUUACAGAUUUCUGUAGAAGAAAAAUGUGAAAGACCAGGUGCUACAAAGGAGGAAAACAGUUAAGGGAUGGUUACUUGUCGUCCACCUUCGUGAUUUUAACUGACCCGUUGAACAGCCUGGUGUGUCAGGACCCCCAAUGUCACUUCUGCAUAAAGCAUGUAUGGCAUCUAUUUUUUUUCUUCAAUAAAGAGAUUUAAUAUCCAUUUCAAGAAUUCCCAUUCAAAAACUUUCUCUAUGUCCCUUUUUUUUAAUUUUCAUGAUAAUUUAACUCUUGUCUAAUAUUUGUGUGUGAGGGAUUAGUUUUCAGACCCUUUAAAAGUGAGUGCCAUAAAGAAACAAUAUAUAGUGUUUAAUAAAGUGAUAUUUCAGGCUAGGAAGAGAUUUCCUUCUCUUGGAAUGUGAAGAUCUGUCGAUUCAUCUCCAGUCAUCCAUACUGACAUGCAGAGCAAAGACUAUGGUAAAAAAAAAAAAAAAAAAAAAUCAGUCCUGCUAGAUCAUGUGUAGGACACAUUCAUCCAUUCUUAUUUCCUUUUACCUGCAUAGUUGCUAUGUGUUUCUCACUGUAAAAGGCUGCCGCUGGGUGGCAGAAGCCAAAAGACCUUAUUAACGAGGCUAUAUUUUUCUUAACUUGAUCUGCAAUCCAUGAUUAGACCACGAUGCACCUUUGGUUGUAUCCGUAUAGGAUGCUAGCCUGCCUUGUAGUAAUGUUUUAUAUAUUAAAAAUAAAAUAAAGACAUCAGUCAUUUCAUAUAUAUCCCACUACUAAAGGUAUCCAUGGAACAUGAAGACUAGUAUUUAUGCAGAAGAAAAAUAGGAAAACAUCCCUGCAAACAUGGUUAUCUAUACACCUGUUUGCAUGUCCGUGUGUGCACAUGAAGUGAAAAUGAAAAUCAGUCAUUAUUUCACUCUAGACUUGAUUCCAUCCUGACGAUUCAUGUUUAUAACUUAGUACGUAUUAAAUAUGCAAGCGCAUCACAAAUGUUCUUUGUCAUUUCAAAAUACAUUAGUUUAUCAGUAUCAUUAGAAUCUUGCCAGUGGGUGGGGAAGGGUCAUAUAAAAAUAUGAAGAAAUAGCCAUAUUAAAUUUUACCUGCCAUUUGCCUCGGCAAAAAAGCAAACAUGAGUUUCUAAUGCUAAAGAUAGAGUAAGCGAAUGUGCCAGCAAAGGCCUCUGCUGUUUGUAGCACUUCUGACAAUAGUUUUUUACAAACUCGAGAAGAACAGACUCACUUGAAAAUGGAUUCCAGUCACCUCCUUCCCACUACUGAAUUCAAAGCAGUAGCAGACAGUAAAGGGAUAAUCUAAGAAUUUUUAAAGAUGAUUUAAUGAGAAGCACAAUUUUUAUUGUGACCAGUCACACUCUAUGAACAGUCAGUGUCUGUCUGUCUUUACCCUUCUGCCUUCCCUGUAACUCACCACUUACUGUAUUUGCAAAUCUAGUACGGUGGUUUUUUAAUCACAGAAAGUCCUUUGUGUCCAGGAGUCUGGGCAGAGCUCUGAGGGAUUAUUUUACAUUGCCUGGCCUAGAGUAGCAUUUUAGACAACAUUCAUCAUUGCAAGUAGAACUGUAAGUGGCAUUUUACAUGGCUGCAAGUAUUGUUAUACCUAGUCCUAUUUUAACAGAAUUUUGGUAACAGUAAGCUGAAAACCACUGGUAACGGUGUGGCAGCAUAUGCAAGCUGCACAACCUGUAUACUGUAUGCAUUGAUGUGAGGAGGCUGUUUAUUUCAACCUUUUUUAAAAUUGUGUUUUUUAGUAAAAUGGCUUAUUUUUUUCCCAAAGGUGGAAUUUAACAUUUUGUAAUGAUGAAUAUGAAAAUGCCUGUCAUCUUUAGAUCAUCUAAAGGUUAACUAAAGUGAGAAUUGCAAAACAAAUCCCAAUACAUGUUUUAAGACCAUGUCUGCCCUCUCGCACCUCUCUGUGUUUGUUUUUGACAUACCUACCCUUUACCUUAGAGAUACCAUUUUACUACUUGAUCCCUUUCCUGUGUGUUUUUCCCCCCAGAGAGUAAAUGCUUUGUAUUUCUUUCUUUAAAAAAAAAUUUUUGAAGACGAAGCCACUUGAACCUUCAAUAAAGGCUGUUGCCUAAGCAUGGCAUACUUCAUCUGCUUUCCUUUGUGCCAUCUGCUAUGGUUUCGUCACUUGUAUGGCGUUAAUUUCCUGCCACUACAGAUCUUUUGAAGAUUGCUUGAAUACUGGUGUCUGGUAGAAUGCUUCAGACUACAGAUGUAAUUAAAGGCUUUUCUUACUAUGUGUUAACCAAAGAUGUGGAGCAAUCCAAGCCACAUAUCUUCUGCAUUAAAUUUGUCCAUUUUGGUUAUUUUCCUAAUCGGGUAUUGCAUUUUGCCUUCCCUGUUCAUACCUCAAAUUGAUUCAUACCUCAGUUUAAUUCAAGGAGGUUCGCUAAGUGAUGGAUCCUGUUGUGAUCUGAGUGAAGCAGUGUACUCUUGGAGCAAACAGACCCGGGUCACUGUAGGCAUAGGACUUGGAUUGCUUCAGAUGGUUUGCUGUGUCAUUUUUCUUCUUUUUCCUUUUCUGAGGACUUGUUUCCAUUCAAUGAGAGUAAUUAAAUAGCUUGUAAAUGAGGGCAUACAAGCAUUUGCAACAAGUAUUCAAACAGAGGCUCACAGCGGCAUAAGCUGGACUUUGUCGCCACUAGAUGACAAGAUGUUAUACCUAAGUUAAACCACAUCUGUGUAUCUCAAGGGACUUAAAUUCAGCUGUCUGUAGUGAAUUAAAGUGGGAAAUUUUCAAAAGUUUCUCCUGCUGGAAAUAAGGUAUAAUUUGUAUUUUGCAGACAAUUCAGUAAAGUUACUGGCUUUCUUAGUGA